This is a messenger RNA of Fusarium odoratissimum NRRL 54006, 2304 nucleotides long. RefSeq lists its product as uncharacterized. The coding region runs from base 1 to 2304 and encodes 767 amino acids. Gene Ontology annotation, molecular function: DNA binding; zinc ion binding; DNA-binding transcription factor activity, RNA polymerase II-specific. Gene Ontology annotation, cellular component: nucleus. The record is from RefSeq and is a predicted model, not a curated record. Lineage: Eukaryota; Fungi; Ascomycota; Sordariomycetes; Hypocreales; Nectriaceae. The transcript is spliced from 7 exons. Gene Ontology annotation, biological process: DNA-templated transcription; regulation of DNA-templated transcription.
AUGGAUUUGUCGCACGAUGACUCCCCCGAAGCCGAGCUCCCAUCUUGCAGUGGCUGCCGGAAACGGAAACUCAAGUGUUCCAGGCAGAGACCAGCUUGUUCCAAUUGUGAGCGAUUGGGCGCACCUUGUGUUUACGAAAACCGUCGGACGAAGCCAGGCUUGAAAGGCGGCGCUGUCGAGAGUCUCAAUCAGCGAUUAGCAAAGGUCGAGAAAGCAUUGUUCGGCUCAGCACUUGAGGAGGGCACACGAGACUCUGAAGGCACAAAUUGCCAUCUCUCGGCCGAUAGAACAAGUAGUAGCAGCUCAGCGCCUCUGGAAGCAAUCCUUUCUACGCUCGCUGGUGAGUUACAAAAGCUGAAUAAAAACAUUGAGCCGACUCGCAAAAGACAAUAUGAAUAUGACCCAUACAGAAAGGUCCACGCAUUAUUCAAGAGACAAAGGCGAGAUAUUGCCCAAGAGCAACACCAAUCCAGUAAUGGAGAUAUUACCCAUCAACGAACUCGCCAAGCCUCGGUUUGCAGGAUCGACAUUGUCCAGGACCAUUUGGACAAACUACUUGAGGCACACUUUGAUAAUAUCCAGCCAUGGAUCCCAAUGGUAAUCAUGAGAGGGUUUCAUGAAAGUAUUCAGAGAGAUACUGAGCAACAGAUGACGAUUGUGCUCGAGGCAAUGAUGAUAGCCUCUCUGCGCUAUGUCGAGAUCAAUGACAAACCACUGGAUGACACUUUUAUCAGUAGCGAGACGUCAAGACUGCGAACGAGUGUGAUGAUGGGUGCGAUGGAGGGUCUAAGGACAGAGAACUUGCAAGCACUCAUUAUGAUUGCAUUUACGGAGAUCGGAAAUGGCAACUUGGAAAAAGCCUGGCCCAUUGUUGGGACUCUGACAAGAACAGUCGAAUACACGGGACUAUCCGUUGAAUCUGAAGUGCAUGAACGCAAGAGAGGACUAUUAUCAGAUAGCUCAUCGCUACCGGAGCCACGAGACUGGCUGGAGGAAGAGGAACGAAGACGGAUUUUCUGGAACAUCUUCAUCCUUGAUAGAAUCUCAUCUAUCAUCAAGGGGUGGAAUCCAGGCAUUAAUUCAGGGGAUGUUCGUCGAAGACUGCCUAUAUGCGGCGGAAGUUGGUUCCAUAACGAGCCAGCUGUCACACCCUACUUUGGGAAUUGGGACCAACCUGCAGCACAUGACAGUCACGGUACGAGUCCUUGUUACUCUGUAGGAAGCAUUGCUGGUGGUGCAGAGCGACCAGCGAGUACUUAUAGCAUUCGAACCGGCGACAAGGCAACUGGUGAUAUAUCCAAGAUUGGCGCUUUAGCUUAUUACAUCCAGUCGAUCGAUUCACUUUGCCAGAUAUCGAAGACCUUCCUGCAGCCUACUGUGGACUUCACCAAUAGACAGGAGGUUUCUCUUUGGUUGACCAAGUUCAAAGAACUCGAUCUCCGUUUAGUACAUUGGAAGAUGUACUUGCCCCAACAAUGGAAAGACUCGGGCGUAUCGCGUAAGAUAAUGCCUGGCAUAAUGGACCCCAGCAUGACACUAGCCAAUGCGACGCACAACACGUCUGUCAUCCUCCUCCACGAGCGUAUUGCAUACCCGGACUCUGAACUUCUGGGCUUGAAUAUACCCAGUCAGUUCAGCGCUCAGAAUUGCCUCAGUGCCGCAAUUGAGACAGCGAAUAUCACGACCAAGUACCUCGGAGGAUCCCCAUCAGCUCGUCCUGUGCCACCACAAAUGGGAAUAUGCGCUUUCGUCAGUGCCAGAACUCUGCUAGUUCACUCUCAAUACUACACUACUCCUUUGUCAAAGGAAUUCCAGAACCUGAUGGAUAACUUGACAGAUAUGUCUAAUCGAUGGGCUGGGCUUGAACAGGCAGAUCAAACAAACAAAGCUCCCAACUUCUUUGACCAACUAUUCCACAGCCUGCAAAGUCAACACCAACAUUCCCAGAGAGCAGCUACAGGCCAAAGAAUACCAGGCUCGGUCUCAGCACUUGAAGUUGAAGGUCCUGUCUUCAGUUCGAGGCUCAACACUUCCGGAGCCGCCCGAAACAGUCACGCCCCCACCAACACAAAUAUGCCACCGACCGUCAAUGACUUGACACCCGGAGCGCAUUAUCCAGAUCAACUAAGCAACGACCAGUGGCAUGUCGACUCGCAAUCCCCAACUACAAUCUCAAGGGAUGACUUGUUCACAAUAUCUCAAACUUUGAUGAACAAUGACUUUCUUGAGCUGGAUCGUAUUAUCAGCUUUGAGGAUAUGAUGGCCGUUGGGAGUAUGUCACAGUAUUAUGGCACCAAUAGCUAG